CUCUCUAUUCUCAUAAACCCUACCAAAAACCUUAUCACCAAAGGGAAGAAAAUGGCUUCCCUCUCCACUCCUUUAAGAUACAGCAAAAUGAAUAGUCUUUUUCUACUAAGAAACACUUCAUCUUCACUAACCUCAAAAAGGGUCACCUUAAAUUCACUUUCCCAUAUCUUUACUGAUAAAUUCAUUCCAAGAAAUGGGCUUAAAGUUUCACAAAUUCACAGCUUUACCACUUCUGUAACUCCAUCAGCAGCAGUGUCGAAUUGGGUUAAUGGUAAUUUUGGGUAUAGUGUGAGGGCAUUUAAUGUGGCUGCUACUGCGUUUGUAGAAUUAGAAGAAGAGUGUGAUGUUGAUAAUGGGGUUGGGCUUGAGAUAUCAAAGCUGGGUAUUUCUGAGGAAAUUGUUUCUGCUUUGGCACAAAGGGGAAUUACUUCUCUUUUUCCUAUUCAGAAAGCUGUUUUGGAACCAGCAAUGCAGGGGUCGGACAUGAUUGGCCGAGCUAGAACUGGAACUGGAAAGACACUAGCUUUUGGCAUUCCUAUCAUGGAUAAGAUCAUCAAAUUCAACAACAAAAAAGGACGGGGAAGAAACCCUUUAGCAUUGAUCUUGGCUCCCACUAGAGAACUUGCACGCCAGGUGGAGAAAGAAUUUUAUGAAUCUGCUCCCGGUUUGGAUACACUGUGUGUUUAUGGUGGUGUCCCCAUUCAACGCCAAAUGAGUACUCUUCAAAGGGGUGCAGACAUUGUUGUUGGAACACCUGGUCGAAUCAUUGAUCUGCUGAAGAGGAGGUCCUUAAAUUUAUCAGAAAUCCAGUUCGUUGUUCUAGAUGAAGCUGAUCAGAUGCUUAAUGUGGGCUUCGCGGAGGAUGUUGAAACCAUUCUUGAAAAUGUUCGGCAGAAACAUCAGACGAUGAUGUUUUCAGCCACAAUGCCAAGUUGGAUAAUGAAAAUUACCAACAAGUUCUUGAAGAAGCCAAUUCACAUUGAUCUUGUAGGGGAUUCUGACCAGAAAUUAGCCGAUGGCAUUUCCUUGUAUUCAAUUGCUUGUGAGAUGCGUCAGAAACCAGCAGUUCUUGGACCCUUAAUAUCAGAGCAUGCAAAAGGAGGCAAGUGUAUUGUGUUUACCCAAACAAAGCGUGAUGCUGAUAGAUUGGCGAGUGCAAUGCAAAAAACUUUGAGAUGUGAAGCUUUGCAUGGGGAUAUCACGCAAAGCCAGAGGGAGAGAACUCUGUCCGGUUUCCGACAAGGUCAAUUCAAUGUAUUAGUGGCCACUGAUGUUGCUGCUCGAGGACUUGAUGUACCUAAUGUUGAUCUGGUGAUACAUUAUGAACUUCCGAACUCUUCAGAGAUCUUUGUUCAUCGAUCUGGUCGAACCGGACGUGCUGGGAAGAAAGGAAGUGCCAUUCUCAUGCAUUCCUCAAAACAGCACAGGGAUUUGAAAGGUAUUGAACAUGAUGCCGGGUGCAGAUUUACUGAGCUCCCAAGUAUUAAAGUAGAGGCUGGAGCAGCAGACAUGUAUAGUGACAUGGGCAAAGGCAGCGACCGCUUUGGCUCCUAUGGAGGCACCAUGCGUAGUCGAUCUGGUGAUUUUGGUGGAAGUCGUUCUGGUGGCUAUGGAAAUAAAGGCAGCAGAUUUGGUGGAGAAGGCGCUUCAUCUUCUCGAACAGGUGGAUACAGUGGAACUGGUUCUGGAAGAUCAGGGGGUGGCUAUGGUGGAACUAGCUCAGGCAGCUCAGGAAAGUUUGGUGGUUCUGGAGGAUCAAAACGUUUGGGUGGUUUCCGUAACUUUGGUUCUGGCCGUUCAAGUAGAUUUGGAGAUUCACAGUCUGACCGCAAUAACCGUUCAAGCCGUUUUGAUGACUUCGGAGAUGGCAAGGAUAGUGGUGAUCAGAGUUCAGGGAGGAACUCCAUUUCAAGGAGGCGUGCCCCCUGGGACUUCUCCAUUAAUAGAUGAAGGUGCAGCUGAACUCCGGCUCUGAAUCGUGUGUAUUGAUUACAAAGGUGCUGUAUUUAGAGUGCAGAUGAUACAACUUUUUACUAUAUUUGAAGUCCAUAUAAAUAGCACUUCAGUAUCCACUUGGUCUCAAAAGGCACCCACGCGAUCUAUAAAGGAAUGUUCUUCGCUGUGUUUAUGAUUUUUUCAUCUCAAGCUUGAGAUGCAUCAAUUUUGCCAGAGUUCAUGAUUGGUACUAGGUAGUACUUAUUGAUGUUCUGUAUUCAGUUUCUAUAAAUUAUGUACUAGCCUAGCCUUUGUAAAACUAACUGUUGUAUGUUGGACGUACUGAAUUCUCAUAUCAACAGAAGAAAAGGUUCACAGUGGAAAGUUUACUUUGAGUUUUUCUAUUC
Nicotiana tabacum (common tobacco) is the source of this 2342-nucleotide messenger RNA. The record is from RefSeq and is a predicted model, not a curated record. NCBI's taxonomy places the organism in Eukaryota, Viridiplantae, Streptophyta, Magnoliopsida, Solanales, Solanaceae.